Messenger RNA from Babjeviella inositovora NRRL Y-12698, 405 nucleotides. RefSeq lists its product as uncharacterized. Gene Ontology annotation, biological process: small GTPase-mediated signal transduction. The record is from RefSeq and is a predicted model, not a curated record. The annotation marks the transcript as partial. The transcript has a single exon. NCBI's taxonomy places the organism in Eukaryota, Fungi, Ascomycota, Pichiomycetes, Serinales. Gene Ontology annotation, molecular function: GTPase activity; GTP binding.
AUACCUACACCUGCUGCAAAAGUAAAUAUUGUAGUUGUUGGAGACGAAAACUGUGGGAAAUCAACAUUUGUCACCGGGUUCCUCUCUAGUAUGGCGACCAAAACCUGCAGGGCGCAAAAGAUCCACCAAACCAUUCAGAUUCACGAACAGGACGUAUCAGUGUCCCCCGGUGAAACCGUUCAGUUGGUUCUCUGGGACUUUCCAGGGCACGAAUCUUUUGACCGCUUGCGCCCGUUGGGGUACACAGAGGCAGAUGUGGCUAUUAUUUGUUUCGACGUAAACGAUCGCACCAGCUUUGAAAGCGUUAUCCGACGCUGGAAGCUAGAAUUAGAUAUAUACAGUCCCGGUGUUCCCGUAGUGUUGGUGGGGUUGAAAACGGACAUCAGGGGGGACGAAAAUAGAAUC